Syzygium oleosum is the source of this 1392-nucleotide messenger RNA. Its product is annotated as transcription factor HHO5. The coding region runs from base 23 to 1072 and encodes 349 amino acids. The record is from RefSeq and is a predicted model, not a curated record. The transcript is spliced from 5 exons. Lineage: Eukaryota; Viridiplantae; Streptophyta; Magnoliopsida; Myrtales; Myrtaceae. Gene Ontology annotation, molecular function: DNA binding; DNA-binding transcription factor activity. Gene Ontology annotation, biological process: regulation of DNA-templated transcription.
GGGAGUGGAGAGAGAGAGAGUGAUGGAGCUGAGCUUGGAUUUGAGCUUGGCUCGGGAGCCCCGGCCGGUGUCCGAGUUCUUGAGGGAGGUGUCCGGGACCCCGGAUCGAGGCGAGAGGGUGUCGAAGGUCGAUGAGUACGUGGCGAGGUUGGAGGAGGAGGUGCGGAAGAUAGACCCUUUUAAGCGCGAGCUCCCUCUCUGCAUGCUCCUCCUGAACGACGCUAUGGAAAGGUUGAAGGAGGAGCAAUUGCAGUGCAAGAGAUCGGAAUCUAUUCGACCGAAGAGGAAUUCUGAUAGGGAUAAGAGGGUAGAAGUGGAAGACAAGGAUUCUGGUGAUCAGAAGAAGUGGAUGAGCUCUCCUGAUCAGAAUCUGGAUCACUGUGCGGCCGAGGAGAACCCAAUUGAGCCGCGUAGCUACAAGAAGAAAGGAGGGGCGUUCUUGCCGUUUGGUCUCCAGAGAGCUCCACCCAAGGAGGGCAAGGAUUCGUCACCGAUUUCUAGACUUACCCUUUCGACUCCGACCUCUAUGUUGGCCUCUCCUGAUAAUGAUAAUCUCAAGAAGCUCGGUAUCGAGGCGCCCUUCUCGAAGGACCACAUGAAAUUGCAGAGAAGUCCACAGCAGCAGCAGCAGCAGCAGCACGCACUUAGGAAGCAAAGGCGGUGCUGGUCACCGGAGCUCCACCGCCGGUUUGUGGAGGCGUUGGAUCAGCUCGGUGGAGCGCAGGUGGCUACUCCAAAGCAAAUCAGGGAACUCAUGCAAGUCGAAGGCCUCACUAAUGAUGAAGUUAAAAGCCAUUUACAGAAAUAUAGACUUCAUAUCAGGAGAAUCCCAUCACCAUCUGCCGCCAUGGAAAAUGGCUUAUCUUUAUUGCAAGAACGACGUGCCGUGGACCGCUCAGAACUUAGGACCCCGGAGUCUGAUGAUUCUCCCCAAAGCCCUCUUCUUGCCCGUGCAUCUGCUCUUGCAGUUUCUAGUGCCGGAGGGGAAAGCACGGAGAUGACAGAUGGAGAAGAGAACUCUGAAGGCCACAGUUGGAUAACUGUGCUCGGAGAGAAACUCGCCGCCCACUAAACUCGGCAACCGAAACCGCUAACGGGAUCUUAGAAUGUAUAAAUAAAACUCAGGUGAUGAGGAAGGCUAAGGAUUAUUUUCUUUUUCUUUUUUUACGAGGCAUUUUCGGAGGGCAUAAAUUUCGCCGGUUUUAGUAGACAGAAAGUAGAGAAGUCUUGGAUUCGAUUCCUCUCUUCCCGUGUUUACGAACUCGCUCUCUGUUUGUAUUAGUUUGGGGCUCCAUAUCUUCCCUGGAUGAAGAGGUUUUCUCUGGAGCCAUUGAUGGAUUCGCGAAGUUAUGCUUAACUCUGCUGACUUUAUCAAAUGUGAGGGUUCUUCCA